AUGACAUCCUUCCCCGACCUCCUCGACGUCCUCAUCAUCGGUGCCGGCCCCUGCGGCCUCGCCGUCGCCGCACGCCUCCACGAAGAAACGCCCUCGGCCAUGUUCACGGACGAAGAACACCAGCGCUACCACUGGAUUAGCAAGCAUAGUGGACGGAUGGCGCUGGUGCAGGCGCGGCAUAAGGGGAUUAAAGGUGUUAGGGCCGAGAAGUGGAAUGGUGGACAGUCGGAUAAUAAGAGUUAUAGUACUGGCGGGACAAGAGGGAGGGCGAGAGUGAGUACGUCGUCUAGUGAUGCUUCGUACUCGUCUGCUGGUUCGUCUGCUUCGGAUGAGGAUGAUGAGCCGCCGUCGUUGUCUACGUCUCCCGAGUCGGUGGCUUCGAUAUUGGCUGCUGAGAAGGGAAGGUCGUUUGAAGAAACUGGUGAAACAGAUAAAAGAUUAUCGAUCAAGGUCCUGGAUAGUACUGGGGAUCAAUGGAUGGAGAAGUGGAAUCGGGCGUUCCGGACGUUGGAGAUCCAGCAGCUUCGGAGUCCGAUGUUCUUCCAUGUUGAUCCCGGGGAUCGGGAUGGGAUGCUUGCGUAUACGCAGGAGACGGGAAGGGAGAAGGACCUCUGGGAGAUUUCGGGGUGUGUGGGGAAGGAGUUGAGCAAGCAUCAGAAGAAGAAGAAGCAGCAGAAGUCGAAGCAAACGAUAAGCCAGGUUGAAAUCGAUGAACGAGAUCGGAAAGACUACUUCUCGCCAUCUACCGGCCUCUUCGAAGAUUACUGCUCGUCCAUCGUCUCCCGCUACGGCCUCAACCACCCCGGUACAAUCCUCCACCGCGAAGUCGCAGAUAUCAAAUACGAUGCGCAUCCUGAUUUUCCCACAGAAGAGAAGAUCUUCACUGUGACGACCACCACCGGCGACACAUUCUACGCUCGUGCUGUGGUGAUGGCCAUCGGACCUGGCCGAACCAAGAUCUUCCCCUUCCAGCCCUCUGACGAAGAGAAGCAGGGAUGCUGCCACAGCACGGAGAUUAAAGAGUUUCCUAGCCCCAACGUGAGACAUAAGAUUCAGCAGAAACGACAGACGAAUAUCGUCGUUGUUGGGGGUGGGUUGUCGUCAGCGCAGAUUGUGGAUAUGGCUAUUAGGAAGGGGGUUAGUAAAGUUUGGUUCUUGAUGAGGUCGGAUUUCAAAGUGAAGCACUUUGAUAUUGGACUGAGUUGGAUGGGCAAGUUCAAGAACUAUGAGAAAGCAGCGUUUUGGUCCGCGGAUACGGACGAGGAACGCCUUGACAAAAUCAAAAUCGCCCGCAACGGCGGCAGCAUAACCCCCCGCUACCAAAAAAUCACCAAACACCACGCUUCCCGCAACCGCUGCUCCAUCCACACCCGCACCGCCAUCAUCGACCGCCAAUACGACCCCAUCACCCAAACCUGGUCUCUCACCACAGAUCCCCCCAUCGACCUCCCACCAAUAGACUACAUCUAUCUCGCCACGGGCAUGGGCUUAGACAUCACGGAGCACCCCAUGCUGCAAAACAUGCAUCGCGACUACCCAAUCGAAUGCAAGCAGGGCCUACCAUGCAUCACGGAUGAUCUGAUGUGGCAGCCUAAUCUGCCAUUAUUCAUGACUGGACGAUUGGCGGCUCUGCGAUUGGGACCGGGGGCGCCGAAUUUGGAGGGGGCGAGAUUGGGGGCUGAACGGGUGGCUUGGGGGAUGGAGGAUAUGUUUGGGUUUGGGGGGGAUGAGGCGGAGGGGGAGGGGAAUAUGGAGAGGGAUUGUUUCUGUGGGUUGGGAAAUCGGUAUGCAGGGUUGGAUGUAGAUCUGUAG
This is a messenger RNA of Aspergillus glaucus CBS 516.65, 1812 nucleotides long. Its product is annotated as FAD binding domain protein. The transcript has 3 exons. NCBI's taxonomy places the organism in Eukaryota, Fungi, Ascomycota, Eurotiomycetes, Eurotiales, Aspergillaceae. The record is from RefSeq and is a predicted model, not a curated record. Bases 1 to 1812 code for a protein of 603 amino acids.